CCAGCAUUCCCCACUAUGCGCUGUCACAGCCCUCCCACUCCUGCAACUUGUGUGUGUGUGUGUGUGUGUGUCACUACUUUUCUCUGACAUUCCUGUGCAGAACGGAGAGGCAGUGAGCUCUGCUGCAGAGAGACAGACGUACAAAUCCAACUCAGAACGUCAUUAGGAAAAGCUUUGAUUUACUCAGAAGAAGAAGAAGAGGGUGCAGCUCUUUCUCCUUCUAUCACAUCUCAUUGUGAACUUUUCUGAUUAGGGAAUUCCAAUUUUGGGAAAUCUCAAUGUAAGUCAGCUGGGAAGUCUCACCUUUUUAACAACGGUUUUCUAGAAAAGCAUCCUCUUGUGGCCACAGUUUCCUCCUGCUCUUCUUCUGCAAUUCCCUCCCUGGGGGCGGAUUCUAAAUUUUGGACUGCCGAAUUUUCAUAGUUUGGGAAUACUUUUCGAGAGAAGGAAAAGGACAUAGUGUUGCAAACAAAGAGACCCUGGCUCCCGUAAAGAUGGCUGACGUGGUGCAGCUAGACCCCAACAGCCUGCAGAUACCCAAUGAUAUAUCAGCCGCUUCGUCAGUCCCUUCGUCGCCUGCCACAGCUCGAAAUGACUGCAGCAUCACACCCCUCACACCGUCACCCUCCCCGCGGGUGGAGGUCAGACCCAGGAUGGCCUGUCCGUUCACGGUGGUCGUGGCGAUAGACUUUGGGACGACCUCCAGUGGCUAUGCGUUCAGCUUCACACAGGACUCAGAGGCCAUACACAUGAUGAAGCGCUGGGAGGGCGGCGACCCUGGUGUGGCCAAUCAGAAGAGCCCGACUUGUCUGCUGCUGACUCCUGAUUUGCGGUUCCACAGCUUUGGGUUCGCUGCCCGCGACUUCUACCACGACCUGGACCCAGAGGAGGCCCGGCAUUGGCUCUAUUUCGAUAAGUUCAAGAUGAAGAUCCACAGCACAAGUGACCUCACCAUGGAGACGGAGCUGGAGGCGGUAAACGGUCGGAGGGUCAGGGCCAUCGAGGUGUUUGCUCACGCACUGCGGUUCUUCAGGGAACAUGCUCUAAAGGAGGUGAAGGACCAGUCGUCAUCUGUACUGGAGGGAGAGGAGAUCAGAUGGGUGAUCACCGUCCCUGCUGUGUGGAGACAACCUGCCAAACAGUUCAUGAGAGAGGCUGCAUACCUGGCUGGUCUAGUGUCUCCUGACUGUCCUGAGCAGCUCCUCAUCGCUCUGGAACCAGAAGCUGCGUCCAUUUACUGCCGCAAGCUCCGCCUACACCAGGUGAUUGACCUGAGCUUGCAGCCAGUCACAAACGGCCUUGAUCUGGAGGUGUCGCGGCCCUUUGACUCCAGCUUCAGACAAGCGAGGGAGCAGCUGAGGCGAUCAAGACACAGCAGGACCUUCCUGGUGGAGAGUGGAACUGGAGAGCUGUGGUCAGAGCUGCGGACUGGUGACAGGUAUAUCGUUGCAGACUGUGGAGGAGGAACAGUUGACCUGACAGUCCAUCAGAUCGAGCAGCCACAGGGAACACUUAAAGAACUCUACAAGGCUUCAGGUGGUCCGUACGGUGCCGUCGGAGUAGACCUGGCCUUCGAGGCCAUGCUGUGUCAGAUCUUCGGUGAUGACUUCAUCCAGAGCUUUAAAGCCAAGCGGCCGGCAGCCUGGGUGGACCUCACCAUCGCAUUUGAGGCAAGGAAACGGACGGCGGCGCCGGGCAGAGCCAACGCCCUCAACAUCUCCCUGCCCUUCUCUUUCAUCGACUACUAUAAGAGACACCGGGGCCAGAGUGUGGAGGCCGCCCUGAGGAGGAGCAACAUGAAUAUAGUGAAGUGGUCCUCCCAGGGGAUGCUGCGUCUGACACAGGAAGCCAUGAAUGAGCUCUUCCAACCCACCAUCAUCAAUAUUGUCAAACACAUUGAGGAGCUGAUGGCAAAACCGGAAGUGCAUGGAGUGCGUUUCCUCUUCCUUGUUGGUGGUUUUGCAGAGUCACCCAUGCUGCAGAAAGCAGUCCAGAGAGCACUCUGGCGGACAUGCCGCAUCAUCAUCCCCCAUGAUGUUGGACUGACCAUACUGAAGGGUGCCGUGCUCUUCGGCCUGGACCCCACUGUGGUCAGAGUGCGUCGAUGCCCCCUGACCUACGGCGUUGGCGUCUUGAACCGGUUUGUGGAGGGGCGCCACCCUCGAGAAAAACUCCUCAUCAAGGAAGGCCGGGAGUGGUGCACCGACAUCCUCGACCGCUUCGUCUCCGUCGACCAGUCGGUGGCUCUGGGCGAGGUUGUGAGACGGAGCUACACACCUGCUCGUCUGGGCCAGCGGAAGAUCAUCAUCAACAUCUACUGCAGCACGACGGACGACGUCACAUACAUUUCCGACCCCGGAGUCAGGAAGUGCGGGACAGUAACUUUAGACCUUCCGGAACCGUUACCGCUACCGGGAGCAGUAGGAGGGGCAGGAGGAGGAGGCGCAGAGAGGAGAGAGAUCAGAGCAACCAUGCAGUUUGGAGACACAGAGAUCAAAGUCACAGCUGUUGACGUCAUGUCUAAUCGCUCUGUCCGGGCUUCCAUAGACUUCCUGUCUAACUGAGGAGGAGCAGGAAGUGAGGAUUGAGGAUUGGAAAACAGAAAUAACUGAUUCUAGGAAUGAUAGUUUUAGAAAGAAGCGGUACUUUGGGAGUGGGUGACAUGUUUUUUUGGAAAGAACAGGAACUCACAUUGUGUAAUUCACAAAUUUAGGCUUUACAUUUACCCCUUAGGGUAGUAAAAAAAGAUCAUGAGAGCAACAUUUUAUUCAGCCUUUAUCUGAAGGGUAGGGUGUCUUUUCUUUGCAGAAAAGAAGACUUUAAUUUGUCUUUGACUUCUGGAUUCGUUGGACAGUUCAUUAUGCCGCCCCAUACAUUGCUGUUGUCUGCAUUUCCCGCCCAGAAACUAUUCAGGGCAAACUUGUGUGAAGUCUUUAAAAGCUAAGUGAAUUCCUUGCUGCAACAGAUGAUCACCUAGAAAGACUACAUAAUGAUAUAUACUACCUAGAGUUAAACUCUCAUCUGAAUUGCUAUAUAUGAAGACUUUUGCCUCAUUUAAUGACAAAGAAUAUAUGAAUAUUACAGAGGGAUCUCUCACAAGCUCUGUUAUGAUACCUCAUUUAAAUCCUAUUUCACCGUCCAUAUAUGAGAAAUUGACACGACUACCUGGACUGCAGCUUUGUUUCUCUUAAGUGACUGUGAUUGUGCCUCAUCUAGUGGCGAAAUGACUGAACUACAAGCAGAAAAUCAGAUGAAGGCACACAAUGAAGGACUAUGUCAACAUUUACUGUCAGGUGAGGUGUUCUGUAUUGGUAGUGUUUAAUAGUACAGGACAUUUCAUCUCUGAAACACACGAAGAACUGUAUCUUUAUAUUUUCUUUAAGAUUAUUCACGUAUAAAAAUGAGAAAUUCAAACCAGCCUGAUCCAAAAGGAACCUCUUAAAGGGACAGUUCACCCCAAAAAUCCAACACAUUAUAUAUAUAUAUAUAUAUAUAUAUAAUGUUUGCCAAGUGAUUCCGUACAACACACUGAAGACGAUCUCCAUCAGCUGAGGCAGACGGUCUACACAAGUUUGAAAGCACAGAAAACAAACUGCCUACGAUUUUGUUUUAUUAUCUAUUAAAGUCAAACAAGCAUUAAUAAGGAAGGUUAUUAUGACCUUCCCACCUUCAGAUAUCAGUGUCUCACCUAAGGCAACCAUAUAAUGUGUAUGCUGUAAUGAACUGUAUUUGUGUUUAUGUUCACCAGUUUUCUUUUCCAGUCCACAUUAAAACUAGUCUUGUAUUGUCCAA
Acanthopagrus latus (yellowfin seabream) is the source of this 3792-nucleotide messenger RNA. RefSeq names its product heat shock protein 12B (gene hspa12b). The transcript is spliced from 14 exons. Lineage: Eukaryota; Metazoa; Chordata; Actinopteri; Spariformes; Sparidae. The coding region runs from base 495 to 2564 and encodes 689 amino acids. The record is from RefSeq and is a predicted model, not a curated record.